ACGCUUGAAAAAUUUGUCGUACGACAAAUGUAAUAGUACCCUGAAAGCACCCGUAUUGGUCGUUGGGGCAAGCAGAAGCAAGUUGGAGCAUGCAAGGCGAACAGACCUCUAGCAUCGUGGACACAGGCCUUUACGCGUCGCGUCUAGAUAUUCGUCCGGCGUUUAUGGUUGUGGACCUUCCGUUUCGCGUCGUUGUCGGCACUGAUCGGCGCUGCCGAGAGUGCCACACCGGUUAAUAUAUUUGAAUUUUGGACAGUGUAACGUAUCGCUCGAUGUUUUUCACCUGUUGCUCUCGAUUUUUCAUGUGACAGACGUGUGUCUACGUUCUCUUCCAGAAUGGUAAACGUGACUGGCAUCUUAACACGGGACAGAAAAGAGGACAUGAGGACAUCUGCGGAGGAUAUGGACGAGGAACGCAGAAGAGAUCUGUCGUAUCACUAUCUUUGUCACUUGGAGGAAGCCAAGAAAUGGAUGGAAGCCUGCCUGAGAGAGCCGUUACCUCCGUCGAUCGAGCUGGAGGAGAAUCUUCGCAACGGAGUGUAUUUGGCCAAGCUCGGAAACUUCAUGGCACCUAACGUUUUACCAUUGAACAAAAUCUACGAUACCGAGCAGCGCAGAUACAAAGCUGUCGGAUUGCAGUUUCGUCAUACGGACAACAUAAAUUACUUUUUAAAGUGCUUGGAAUCCGAGCGUCUACCGUUGACAUUUCUGCCAGAAACGACAGACAUAUACGACAAGAAGAAUAUGCCGCGGCUGAUAUAUUGCAUCCACGCUCUUAGCAAGCAUUUAUUUAAAUAUGGGAAAGCACCACCAAUGCCGGAUUUGUAUGGGAAAGUAAAUUUCUCUGAUGAGGAAAUCGAUACCGUUACUAAAGAAUUGCAGAAGCACGACAUUCAAAUGCCUGCCUUUCAAAAAAUAGGAGGUCUAUUGACGAACAGCAUUACCACAAACACGGCCACUCUUCACGACGCCGUUAUCGCAAUUAAUCAAGCUGUGAUAGAUAAUGAUAACGAUAAGAUUUUGCAAAAACUUCAAGGUAAAGAGAUGCAGUUGAGUAACGUUAAACCUGCUUACAUAGAAAAGUAUAGCAAGACAUUGGCGGAAGCGAAAGCUGCAAAAACAGAGACGGCACUUAACAAGUCCCUUAACGACAGCUACGUAGCGGAUGAGUAUGAUGAAUUGUUAACGCAAGCAGAAAUACAAGGGCACAUUAAUUAUGUAAAUGCCUCUUGCGCACUGGAACUCGUUGUUUCGUCUUUAUCGCACGACAAUGCUGAAAUAAUAGCUGCUUUGAAAGUACCAAUACUAUCUUUUAAGAAUAUAUUUUCAGAGAAUGUUGAAGAUUAUAAGGAACAACUGACGCUGAUGUUGAAUAAAUUCGUGUGGAGUGACGUAUAUCUAUCUGAGAGCAUUCAGUACUGGACGGAUAUGUUUCAGAAAGCGAUUGACAAAGGAAACGAGAACGCACAACUCCGUCACGAACGAGAGGAAACUAUCAAGCGACUGAAUAUGGCUUUAGAAUCUGCGGACAAGAGAGAGUUUUAUGAGAUCUUGCAAACCCCGUGUCUGAACGUCUCUCACUGCAUCGAUGAAUUUGCAGUUCCGUUGUAUUAUCAGGAAAUGAAGGAAGAUCAUAUAGAAUCUGAGAUUAAUAUAAGUUACGAGGACCUGGUUGUUUCUAUACCCAUCUUAUCUGCUGUUGCCGCUAUUACCAAGGCGGUGGACACAGGAAAUCCAGAUUUCGUAUAUGAAAAGCUAUCGAAUCCCGACGCACAUUUAACUGGACUGGAUGAAUUUAAUAAAGUGAAAUAUGCUCGAGCACUAACGAGAGCUCGGCAAGCGAAGCUCAGAGUGUCACAACAAUGUUCUACAUUAACUUACAGCGACAUUCACAAAUGCAUCGAGUCGGUGAACGUGCAGUGCGAUGAAGGUUUCGAAGUUAUAGGGAUUUUGCAACAAAUUAAUCGAGCCGUGGCGGCGAACGACCAUGAGGGUACGAUGAAAGCCGUAAAAAUCAUUACCGAAAAGUUUGAUAUACCUAUAUAUCGGUACGAUGCACCGUUUUAUUUAAAGUUGCUUAAGAAACGUUUACUUGAGAAAGAGUCUGACGAAUCUGAACUGUGGCUGGACGACGUUAAAACCAUAGCGAAGAAAGUAUCAUUAGAGAUCCAGGAAAUGCAAGGAAUGAUAAUGUUUUUGUGCGACAUCAACACGUACGUGGGAAAGAAUAACAUGAUGGAAGCUCUCAACUGCCUGAAAAUGCUUGGUAUACCUGAAAAAUGUUUUAAUGAAAAAUGUAAAGAAAUUACCGAAAAUUUUAAAGGAUUUACCGAAGAAUGCCUAGAGAGAUGUUUUCUAGCAUUGCAGCAGUUACGGAGGCGUAAGCGUGAGGCAUACAGUUGCCCAUAUAUUUGUUAUACUACCAAUGGGGGAAAUAAAAUUUAUGUUGAUUUGAAAGGCGGAACGUAUGAAUGGGAGCGUCCGAGAAAUUUUUCGAAAACUUAUCUUCUCACUAUGGAUGAUAUAAGUGAAACAAUUAAAUCUAUUGCGGAGAAACGUGAGGAAGAUUAUAUGAUGUGCGAUGAAAAAUUGCUCACUAAAUUUCAAGCUUGCAUCAGAGGAUACUCAGCGCGUAAAAGGAUCGCUGACAGAUUCGCGUAUUUCUACGAAUACGAUAAUCUGAAAAAAAUCAUCACACUACAAGCGUGGUGGAGGGGCGUUACGCAGCGAAAAGAGUAUCGCAGACUGUUGCAAAAAAGGAGGCAAAAUGUGUUACUGCAUCAGAGUAAAUUCUCAAAUGCAAAAACAAAUAAGGAUAACAAGAGCGAUAGAUUAAAUCGAUAUAAAAAAUACAACGGUCAAGCGUCGUUAAAGCAGAUCGUAGGUCCGUUGAUCGAGAAGGUUCUGGAGGAGAGGGAUCUCUGCAUAGAAACUAAUCCGGUGGACAUAUACAAGCUUUGGCGGAAUCAGCUGGAGAUGGAAUGCGGCCAGUCUUUGGAUAUGCCCCACGCGGUGUCUCAGGAACAAGCGCUGAAACACAAGCCGGUGCAGGAGUCGCUCACAAGGGCGAUCAAUCAAUUGAAGAAGAUAUCCCUCGAGUUUCUCAACCGAAUAACGCAGUCCCGCGAUCUGAUCCCUUACGGGAUGCUCUACGUUUCGAAGGUCCUGUACAACACGUUGAUAGAGAAGUUUUCGCAUGCUCCCGAGAAGGAUAUCCUGAAGGCGGUCGGCAAUUUGAUUUACUAUCACUUCAUCAACGCCGCGAUCGUGGCGCCGGACACCUUCGACAUCGUCACGUUGCCGGUCGACAGAACGCUGUCCUCCUGCCAGAGGAAGAAUCUGGCUAGUAUAGCCAAGGUGCUGCAAUUCUCCACCUCGAAGAAAGGCUUUGGCGAGGAGGCACCGCACUUGGAGUGUUUGAAUCAGUUCAUAAUCGCCUGCCACGAGAGGUUCAAGGACUUCUUCCGGUACUGUUGCCAAGUGGAAGACCUCGAGGAACAUUUCGACAUUCACGAGUACACGGAGGCGACGCUUAUACAAAAUCCGGAGAUAUGUAUAUCCCUGCAGGAGGUAUGCGAGAUGCACGCUUUGCUGUUGAAUUACGAAGACCAGAUAGCACCGGACCCGUCCGAUCCUUUACACGACUUGCUGGACGAAUUGGGCCCGGCGCCAACUGUGGCGUCGUUGCUCGGGGUAUCCAAAGCGGCGUACGACGCAAAUUUGGCGAGAUACAGCAAGCAGGAGGUGUGCCUGGUGCUAACCAACAAGUUCCAGGUGCCGCGUAACGACGAUACGAAUCUGAGCAAUCUCUUCGUGAAGGCGAAGGAAUUGCUCGUGUCGGUUAUCCCGUUCUUGAAGAGGUCGACGCUCGUGGAGUCGCUGGAGACCACGUCUUCUCCGAUGUGCGUGAAACUGUUCGAUUACUUCGAUUACUCGUCCGUGUCGCCGACGGUCCGCGAGAGCUCGUUCAUAAACGACUGUAAGAUGCAAUUGCGCGCGUACCUCAACAAGCUCGAGCUCGAGGGAUGGAUCAGUCGCGCGGACGGUUAUCAGACGAUCGUGACGGCGAUAGCGAGGGACAUAUGCAACAAGAACAAGUACCGCGUCGCGAGGGACAAGGAGCUGCAGACGCUGCGGGCGACCAAGGUGCGAUUGGACGAGAAAACGCGGUACUAUCAGGAGCAGGUGGGAUUCUACAACGAGUACAUAAAGGGCUGCCUCAAGAAUCUGCACAGCGGCAAGAGUUCGCUUCGCGCGUACCAGGCAGCGCAGAAGGACAUGUACACGCAGUGCAAACUGAGGUCCAAGUUGACGGUCAAGUAUUCCGCGUGGAAGCUGCAGGAGAAGGGCGUGCUGAUGGAGGUCGACCAGGCGCUGAGCCCGACGGAGAUGAAGAACGUGACUUUCGAGAUAAGCCCGACGGAGCACAGCGGCGUGUUCGCCGUGCGCUGCAAGUUUAUGGGCGUCGAGCUGGAGAAGCUCGACAUCAGCAUACAGGAGCUGCUGGAGCUGCAGUACGAGGGCAGGCCCUGCAUGGACAUGUUCGGCAGAGCGAAGAUCAAUGUCAACCUGCUCCUGUACCUGCUGAAUCGCAAGUUUUACGGCAAGAAGAGCUGAGGCGACCGCCACGACAUUCGGAAUUCGAAAUCAACGGUCGGGAGUCGAUUCACGCGUGUCGCAUGUGCAGUUCACUGCUAGCAC
Molecule: messenger RNA, 4701 nt
Organism: Vollenhovia emeryi
Lineage: Eukaryota; Metazoa; Arthropoda; Insecta; Hymenoptera; Formicidae
Gene: Mp20
Product: ras GTPase-activating-like protein IQGAP1
Exons: 17
Coding region: 337-4617 (1426 amino acids)
Biological process (GO): regulation of actin cytoskeleton organization; regulation of GTPase activity
Cellular component (GO): cytoplasm
Molecular function (GO): GTPase activator activity; calmodulin binding; actin filament binding
Source: RefSeq, a predicted model, not a curated record